This is a messenger RNA of Oncorhynchus gorbuscha (pink salmon), 2487 nucleotides long. Its product is annotated as zonadhesin-like. The coding region runs from base 1 to 2487 and encodes 828 amino acids. The transcript has a single exon. Lineage: Eukaryota; Metazoa; Chordata; Actinopteri; Salmoniformes; Salmonidae. The record is from RefSeq and is a predicted model, not a curated record.
AUGCAUGCAUUAAUUCAAAAAGAACUUGUCUGGCAGCAGAAAACAAAAACCAAACAUAGGAACAGACCCCCAGAGAAACCUGCUCUCCCCACUGCUUCCCCAGAGAAACCUGCCCUCCCCACUGUUCCCCCAGAGAAACCUGCUCUCCCCACUGCUUCCCCAGAGAAACCUGCCCUCCCCACUGCUUCCCCAGAGAAACCUGCUCUCCCCACUGCUUCCCCAGAGAAACCUGCCCUCCCCACUGUUUCCCCCAGAGAAACCUGCUCUCCCCACUGCUUCCCCAGAGAAACCUGCCCUCCCCACUGCUUCCCCAGAGAAACCCGCUCUCCCCACUGCUUCCCCAGAGAAACCUGCCCUCCCCACUGUUCCCCCAGAGAAACCUGCUCUCCCCACUGCUUCCCCAGAGAAACCUGCUCUCCCCACUGCUUCCCCAGAGAAACCCGCUCUCCCCACUGCUUCCCCAGAGAAACCUGCCCUCCCCACUGUUCCCCCAGAGAAACCUGCUCUCCCCACUGCUUCCCCAGAGAAACCUGCCCUCCCCACUGCUUCCCCAGAGAAACCUGCUCUCCCCACUGCUUCCCCAGAGAAACCUGCCCUCCCCACUGUUUCCCCCAGAGAAACCUGCUCUCCCCACUGCUUCCCCCAGAGAAACCUGCUCUCCCCACUGCUUCCCCAGAGAAACCUGCCCUCCCCACUGUUCCCCCAGAGAAACCCGCUCUCCUCACUGUUUCCCCAGAGAAACCUGCCCUCCCCACUGUUUCCCCAGAGAAACCUGCCCUCCCCACUGUUUCCCCAGAGAAACCUGCCCUCCCCACUGUUUCCCCAGAGAAACCCGCUCUCCUCACUGUUUCCCCAGAGAAACCUGCCCUCCCCACUGUUUCCCCAGAGAAACCCGCUCUCCUCACUGUUUCCCCCAGAGAAACCUGCCCUCCCCACUGCUUCCCCAGAGAAACCUGCCCUCCCCACUGCUUCCCCAGAGAAACCUGCCCUCCCCACUGCUUCCCCAGAGAAACCUGCCCUCCCCACUGCUUCCCCAGAAAAACCUGCCCUCCCCACUGCUUCCCCAGAGAAACCCGCUCUCCCCACUGCUUCCCCAGAGAAACCUGCCCUCCCCACUGCUUCCCCAGAGAAACCCGCUCUCCUCACUGUUUCCCCCAGAGAAACCUGCCCUCCCCACUGCUUCCCCAGAGAAACCUGCCCUCCCCACUGCUUCCCCAGAAAAACCUGCCCUCCCCACUGCUUCCCCAGAGAAACCUGCCCUCCCCACUGCUUCCCCAGAGAAACCUGCCCUCCCCACUGCUUCCCCAGAGAAACCUGCCCUCCCCACUUUUUCCCCAGAGAAACCUGCCCUCCCCACUGCUUCCCCAGAGAAACCUGCCCUCCCCACUGUUCCCCCAGAGAAACCUGCUCUCCCCACUGCUUCCCCAGAGAAACCUGCCCUCCCCACUGCUUCCCCAGAGAAACCUGCUCUCCCCACUGCUUCCCCAGAGAAACCUGCCCUCCCCACUGUUUCCCCCAGAGAAACCUGCUCUCCCCACUGCUUCCCCCAGAGAAACCUGCUCUCCCCACUGCUUCCCCAGAGAAACCUGCCCUCCCCACUGUUCCCCCAGAGAAACCCGCUCUCCUCACUGUUUCCCCAGAGAAACCUGCCCUCCCCACUGUUUCCCCAGAGAAACCUGCCCUCCCCACUGUUUCCCCAGAGAAACCUGCCCUCCCCACUGUUUCCCCAGAGAAACCUGCUCUCCCCACUGCUUCCCCAGAGAAACCUGCUCUCCCCACUGCUUCCCCAGAGAAACCCGCUCUCCUCACUGUUUCCCCCAGAGAAACCUGCCCUCCCCACUGCUUCCCCAGAGAAACCUGCCCUCCCCACUGCUUCCCCAGAGAAACCUGCCCUCCCCACUGUUUCUCCAGAGAAACCUGCUCUCCCCACUGUUCCCUCAGAGAAACCUGCCCUCCCCACUGCUUCCCCAGAAAAACCUGCCCUCCCCACUGCUUCCCAGAGAAACCCGCUCUCCUCACUGUUUCCCCCAGAGAAACCUGCCCUCCCCACUGUUUCCCCAGAGAAACCUGCUCUCCCCACUGUUUCCCCCAGAGAAACCUGCCCUCCCCACUGCUUCCCCAGAGAAACCUGCCCUCCCCACUGUUCCCCCAGAGAAACCUGCCCUCCCCACUGCUUCCCCAGAGAAACCUGCCCUCCCCACUGCUUCCCCAGAGAAACCUGCCCUCCCCACUGUUUCCCCAGAGAAACCUGCUUUCCCCACUCCUUCCCCAGAGAAACCUGCCCUCCCCACUGCUUCCCCAGAGAAACCUGCCCUCCCCACUGCUUCCCCAGAGAAACCUGCCCUCCCCACUGCUUCCCCAGAAAAACCUGCCCUCCCCACUGCUUCCCCAGAGAAACCUGCCCUCCCCACUACUUCCCCAGAGAAACCUGCCCUCCCCACUGCUUCCCCCAGAGAAACCUGCUCUCCCCACUGUUUCCCCAAAUGA